Porites lobata is the source of this 489-nucleotide messenger RNA. Lineage: Eukaryota; Metazoa; Cnidaria; Anthozoa; Scleractinia; Poritidae. The record is from the annotation of a GenBank genome assembly.
AUGGCUGUGAUUCUUCUCAGUUUUUUCGCAACGUCAUUGUCCCUUGUAUCAGUGGCUGCAAAUGAACAGAACUGCAGAAAACUUAACUGUAAAGUAUUGCCAGUUGGAGAAAAUCUUGAAUCAGAAUUUAGACUGAAGGCUUCUGAGAAAGGUGUGAGAAUAGUCUACUUGAAUUUGAAAAUCGGUAACAACAGCUACAAUCCGCUGGAGUUACAAGACGAGUUUCUACCCGACAGAUGGGUGUGGGCUCGGUCAAAUAAUGAGCCCAUGCUGUCUUUGCCCUUCGACUUCGAUAUUUUAUCCCUGGGACUUUUGAAUUAUCAAACUGGGAGCAUUACAGUGCCACUGAGAGAUGAACCGAGUGGAUGUCUUGCGGGAUUAAACUCAACAUGUCAGAACACGGCCGUCGGGAGAGCACUGCUGGACAAUGUAACAAGUAAAAGCGGCAACACUGGCAGGGGUGGUCUGUAUUGCAAUGAUAGACAUUGA